Molecule: messenger RNA, 477 nt
Organism: Saprolegnia diclina VS20
Lineage: Eukaryota; Oomycota; Saprolegniomycetes; Saprolegniales; Saprolegniaceae
Exons: 1
Coding region: 1-477 (158 amino acids)
Source: RefSeq, a predicted model, not a curated record
AUGGACCUGUCCUCACCCCGCAUCGUCGUCGGGAGCCCGGCGCUAUCGCUCGCGGGUCUCUUCGUGGCCAAUGCUUCGGCUACCAACCCAGCGUGCAGUUUGUCCGCGCUUGCCACACCAGCGUUCCACGUGCACGGCAACGAUAGCAGCCCGUUUCCGACCUUUUGCGGCGUUCAGCGUUCCGGCAACCGCACGCAGCCGGCCGAUUGGCAGUCGCUUCAGCUUCGCCAUUCGACAUACGCCGUCUUCCAGUCGAUCGAGACCGACCGCACGUCUCGGGUGUUUGAUCACCACGACAACAAUGGCCAACGACGUCUUGGUCGUCGUCCCGAUGAGAGCGAUGCGGCCACUUGGCGUGCGCUGGCAGGAUGGUCCAGCGGCGGCUGGGAGCGCUUUGCGGAGGCGCCCAUGUUUGAAAAGCACCCGGUGAACCAAGCGCCAGAAGUGUGGGUGCCCGUGCAGCGACAGCUUCAAUAG